Hyaloperonospora brassicae is the source of this 1617-nucleotide messenger RNA. Lineage: Eukaryota; Oomycota; Peronosporomycetes; Peronosporales; Peronosporaceae. The record is from the annotation of a GenBank genome assembly.
AUGCGUCGAAGCGUACUUCGCGCGCGUGGACGUCUAGCGCGUGCGCAUUCCCGUACGCGUGUCGCACCCGCCACUCUCUCGCACUACACUGCUCCUUGUCUCCACGUACCGUUGAUCGCCCGUGCACGCUCGAACGCGUCGCUCGCGUCGUCUGCAGUCUCUGCGUCUCCAUCGUCGUCAUCGUCGUUGUCACGACCGACCGCCUCAGAUUCUGAUACGCCUGGAUCUGAUGGCGUGGACCACAUAACUAUCGAUUUGGGUACAAUUGGAGCCGAGGACGCCAAGGUAUUGACGAUUGCUGAUGUGCUGAACACCCGCGAACAAGCGCUGGGGGCAAACAAGACACUGUGUGACUAUGAAGAGUGGGAGAGCGUGGCCGAUACGGGGACAGUGCACGACGCCGUACUGACAAUGGGGGAGCGCAACAUCGGAUCGCUCAUCGUGACUGAGGCCAAAGAAGGGAUUGUGGGGAUUGUCACGGAGCGAGACAUUCUCAAAAAAGUGUCGCCACGGACUGAGUUGAGGACCGAAAUGAUGGUGCGGGACGUCAUGUCGUCGCAUAUUAUGUGCAUCCACCCAAGCACGACAGUGAUUGAUGCUCUAGCGACAAUGACGAAAGAGAAUAUUCGGCACUUGGCCGUGGUGAAUGGUGAUAUUUCAAGUGCCGUAAAGCGAGGAUCGGUGCAAGAAGAAGAUAUGCGGUGCGUGCUGUCGAUCACGGACAUUGUCCGUGCGUUUGCAGAGUUUGAGGCAUCAAAGGCCUCCGUGGCGGCAUCGACAAAGCGUGGUGCCACUAAGAGAGAGGCGGAUGAACAUGCGGAGACGAAGCGACAUGAGAAUGCGUCGCGGACGGCUGAGACUACCGAGAGUGAGACGGCGGCAGCAUCGACGGAUGCUACUGCGGCUCCUUCUUCACAGUCGGCGGUCCCAGCACCUCCUGUUGUGACUGCUGCGACACUGCUGAAGAAGAAGCACAAGCGAAUCAAGCUGCUUCUGAAUACGCGACCGGAGGACAACGUUAGUGUGGCAGAAGCGGUAGAGGCCAUGGCCGAGCGAGAUUUUGGUGCUGUUCUUGUGGUUGACAAGGAACAGCGUGUCGUUGGCAUCUUUACGGAGCGCGAUUAUAUUCGCAAGGUGCUUUCUGAGCUGAAGGAUCCAAUGAAGCUGCUUGUGACGGAUGUAAUGUCAUCCGUGGGUCCGGUGCUCCAGGUGGAAGAUUCGCUAGAGAAGUGCUGGAACGUAGCAGCCACUUCCAAGUGCCGCCACUUCCCUGUGAUUGGUGCGCUGCGCCACGAGCGCGAAAAGGAGCUUGUCGGGAUACUGUCAAUCAAAGAUAUCGUGCGCGAGAUCUCAAAGGACCACCACGCGACGCCAGGGUUUCGCCUCAUGGAAUUCUUGAAGUCUAAGAUGGAGCCUAAGCGUGUGGACUCGAAGCCCAAGCAGUCCGAUUUGCCCGAGUCCGAGUCCGAGGUGAAUGGCACUCCGACAGAUUCCAAGGAAGUCACGGUUGACGAACCUACUACAGACGCGGCAAAGAAAGAUUCGCCAGAGACUGCUAGCGCUGGAAGUGAGCCGCACGAGGUUGUGGAGAAACCGCAGACGACCACAUUGAGCUAA